Molecule: messenger RNA, 1344 nt
Organism: Paramecium primaurelia
Lineage: Eukaryota; Ciliophora; Oligohymenophorea; Peniculida; Parameciidae
Source: the annotation of a GenBank genome assembly
AUGAAUCAAAUUUUUAUCAACGGAAAAUCUUAUUUUAUUAAGGAAGAGCUUGGUUAAGGAAGCUUUGGUAAAGUUUAUAAGGCUCAAGAUCCAUCAAAUAACCAUGCAGUGGCUAUUAAAGUAUAACAAUAGAUAUCAUAACAUGAAUUGGAUUUGCUUCAUAAAUUUAAAGAAUUGAAAUUCAAAAAUCUUGUAAAUAUUUUAGAUUUCUAAAUUUGCCCAAAUUAAAUAUUUAUUGUUAUGGAAUUAGGUCUUAUAUCUCUAUAGGAUAAAAUUUAAAAAUCUAAGAUUCCUUUUCAAGAAGCAAGAUAUGUGAUGUAGCAAAUUUGCAAUGGAUUAUAAGAAUUACAUUCUCUAGGUCUUGCUCAUAGAGAUUUGAAACCAGAAAAUAUUCUUAUUUUCACAUUACAGGAUUAAGCCCAAACCUAAGAAAUUUACAAAAUUUGUGAUUUUGGAACUACAAAAGAUUUUUAGAACAUGAAAACACCAUAUAUUGGAACACCUUAUUAUUUAGCUCCAGAAUAAUUGGUUUCUAAUCCCUUUAAUCAAAAAGUCAAUUAUAAUUAAAGUGUUGAUAUUUGGGCAUUUGGAGCUGUGGUGUAUGAAUUAUUUACAAACAUUCCUCUCUUUAAUGGUAUAAUUUAGAAAAAUCAUAUUAGGUAAAACCGUUCAAGAAAUAUAUUUAAAAAUAAUGGAACUACCAAUAGAAGAAGAGAUUAAAAAACUUCAGCAUUUGGAAACUAAGUAUUAAAAUUUGUUAAUCAAUAUGUUAUAAAGAAAUCCAUAAAAAAGAAUAACAAUUCAGGAUAUAAAAAAAGAAUUAUCAUAAAUUUAAAACCAGAAUCUAGUAACCAAAUAGGGUUAAUAAGCAACAAUUUAAAAGGUUUGCUAACCUGGAAAUAUAUAAAUGUAAUAGACAUUUUAAAGAGGAAGAUAGAUGAAUGCUGAAGAUUUAAGAAAUCCAUAAUAAAAUAAUAUUAAUCCUACAAUUAAAUAAUAGCUUUUAAUUGCAGGUAAAAAUUAAAAUGAAGUAUCAAUUCCAUUUAUAAAAAGUUUUAAAGAGUUGCUUAACCAGCGUUUUAACCAGCAAAUUAAUAAAAACCAAUUUUUUAACCAACAACCUUAUAGAAACCAAUUUUUUAACCAAUAAACUUAUAGAAACCAAAUUUUUAACCAGCAACCUUAUAGAAACCAAUGUUUUAGCCAAAAAACUAGAUACCAAUAUAUUAACAUGCCCCCCAAAUGUAAAAUGAAUUUUUACAAGAUAAUAAUUAAUAACGAGGAAGAAGUUAACAUAAAACUCAUUAAUAAAAACCAAGACCAAUGUUUUUAUCACCAUAAUGA